CCUCUACCUGCCGAGUAAACCGAAUACCGAGGCUGGAGCCUAUGCAGACUCUUCACGGAAUGGGGUUCUGAAGAUCCUCCGAACGAGUUGUCCCGAGAUCAAGUUGCCACCCAACGGUCAUUAGCAGUUCCACCCCGGAGACUUGAAUAAUAUACUACUACUAUGUUGUAAGUAAGCUGGCUGCCCAUUUUUAAUGCUUGUCCUCCAUGUGGCCAUUCCCAGCUCGUGAAACCCCCAGAAUCAAAUUUCCUGUGCCUGCGGUGCUCUCAACACACCCAUCACCCGAGACAACUGCAAGCAGUCACCGUCUUAUCAUUAUUCACCAUGUCCAAACUCGUCUCCGUGGUAGUCGUCGGCGGCUCGCACGCAGGCCUCGCAAUGAAUACUACUUCAACAUCGCCGCACCGCGCUUCCUCGUCAAGCCCGAGAGCCUGCCACAAAGCAAGUACCUAUACUCGAUUCCCGGUGCAUUCCACGACUACCCAGCGGACAGAUUCUCUUUUGUCAAAGGCCUGGUGACCAAUAUCGACUACGCGACCAAGUCCGUCACCGUCACCGUGGCUGCAAAUUCUGCUGCGACUACCACUACUACUACUCCUCCUCCGCCGACUGAGACCUCGUUCGGCUUCGAUUACCUCGUGAUUGCCUCUGGCAGUACGACCCCCGCGACUAUGGGUCAAUCAGGGGUGCGGCUUCCAUUCAAGUCGACUGCCUUUGAGGAUACAAGGAAGGUAAUUCGCGAGGCGCAGGAGAAGCUGCGCGCCGCAAGGCAGAUCCUCAUCGGUGGCGCGGGGCCCCUCGGGGUCGAACUCGCCGGGGAACUGGCCGAGGUCGCGGGUCCCAAGAAGGUCACCUUGGUGUCCCGGAGCCGCGAGCUGUUGGAGGGGGCGACUACCCCUGUGCAGAAAGCGGCGUCAUUGCUCCUUCACCAGCGGAAUGUCGAUGUCCUGACCGGGACCACAGUCGUCAAUGCGGCGUACGAAGCUAACACCCAGACCUGGAAGGUGGAGCUGUCCAGUGGGCGCUUGUUUACCGUAGAUGCCUAUAUCGCCACAACAGGCACCAUUCCAAACAACGCCUAUAUCCCAAAGAGCUUCUUGAAUGCGCAGGGCUGGGUCAAUGUUGACGGCCAACUUCGUGUCCUAGAGAACCGGGUCAGCCGGACCGAUACCUACGCUCUCGGGGACAUUGUUUGCCAUCCGUAUCGACUGCUCUCGCGAGUGCCUCUUCAGGCAGAGACCGUGGUAGCGAACAUUGUGGAGGCGAUUGAGAAAAGGGGCCAAGUUAGAACGUACUCGGCAGACGCGCAGAAGAAGAUGAUGGUCGUCCCCGUGGGGCAGUCCACGGGGACGGGACACAUCGGGGGCUGGACGCUGUUUGGUUGCCUGGUGUGGUUCUUCAAGGGCAGGGACUUUCUGACGUAUAAGGCUCCCAAGUUCCUGCGAGGGGAGGAGCGUUGAUUCUGCGAUGAUAUGUAUACUAUUUCUAGUUCCAUUGUUCUCGCAUCACAUCCCGCCCAAUAAUAUAUCUAUCUACUUG
This is a messenger RNA of Penicillium brasilianum, 1539 nucleotides long. NCBI's taxonomy places the organism in Eukaryota, Fungi, Ascomycota, Eurotiomycetes, Eurotiales, Aspergillaceae. The record is from the annotation of a GenBank genome assembly.